AUGCCCGAGCCAACCUGCGUGAGGGAUGUCCAAAGACUUACUGGAAGAGUGGUGGCGCUCAAUCGCUUCAUGUCGAGGUCGGCAGAAAAAUGCUUGCCGUUCUUUAAGAAGUUGAGGAAAGUGCCGAACUUCGAAUGGAUCGAGGAUUGCCGAGAAGCUUUCAAACAGCUCAAAAGCUAUCUCAGCUCGCCUCAUGUACUUAGCAGUCCACUAGAGGGAGAAGAGAUCCUGAUUUAUUUGUCAGCCUCAGAACAAGCCGUCAGUGCUGUGUUGAUAAGGGUGGAAGGAGGAGAGCAGAAGCCUGUUUUCUAUGUCAGCAAAGUGCUCAAAGAUGCCGAGGUGAGAUACCUGAACAUCGAAAAAAUAGCAUAUGCCCUGUUGCUGGCAGUCAGAAAAUUCAGGGUCUAUCUCGAAAGCCACCAAGGAGUAGUGAUGACAGACCAGCCAUUAAAGAAGAUCCUCCACAGGCCGGAAACAUCAGAGCGAAUGCUCGCCUGGUCCAUUGAGAUUAGCCCCUAUUGCUUAGAGUACCGACCCCGGACCACCAUAAAAUCUCAUGCCCUUGCUGACUUCAUAGCAGAGUGCUCGUUCAAUGAAGAACAAAUGGAACGGGGUGAGUCAUCUUUGGAAGAGUUGGGGAAUGAGAGGGAAGGGCAGUCCUCUCAAGAAUUCAGCUGGAAGCUGUAUGUGGAUGGGGCAUCAGGCGCUGGGGGCAGUGGUGCUGGAAUAAUGUUGAAGGGACCUGAAGAAUUUAAGGUUUGCUAUGCCCUACGCCUAGAAUUCAAGGCUUCUAAUAAUGUGGCAGAGUAUGAAGCCUUAAUAAACGGAAUGCUGGUAGCAAUGGAGGCCAGAGACCCUACCAUGAAGAACUACCUAGUGAAGGCAAAGGCCAUAGAAGCCGAACUCAAGAGUCGGGGAAUUACAGUCAGGUAUCAGAGAAUACCUCGGGAAGAGAAUGAAGAGGUAGACCUGCUCAGCCGAUUGUCUAAAGAGGAGCUAGAACAACUCCCUGAUGAGGUAUACGUACAACACAUUAGCACACCUGACUUUGACAAAGUGGCCACUGUAUUGCAGAUGGAGCAAAGCCAGAGCUGGAUGACCCCAUACCUGGAAUACCUGGAGAAGGGAAAGCUCCCUGAAGACAAGGACGAAGCAAAGAAGAUAGCAGCUCAUGCCGCUAAUUACUAA
This is a messenger RNA of Manihot esculenta (cassava), 1188 nucleotides long. RefSeq lists its product as uncharacterized. Lineage: Eukaryota; Viridiplantae; Streptophyta; Magnoliopsida; Malpighiales; Euphorbiaceae. The transcript has 2 exons. The record is from RefSeq and is a predicted model, not a curated record. Bases 1 to 1188 code for a protein of 395 amino acids. Gene Ontology annotation, molecular function: nucleic acid binding.